Messenger RNA from Erinaceus europaeus (western European hedgehog), 1643 nucleotides. RefSeq names its product serine protease 54 (gene PRSS54). NCBI's taxonomy places the organism in Eukaryota, Metazoa, Chordata, Mammalia, Eulipotyphla, Erinaceidae. Gene Ontology annotation, biological process: proteolysis. The record is from RefSeq and is a predicted model, not a curated record. Gene Ontology annotation, molecular function: serine-type endopeptidase activity.
CCCAUGGUGUCUGCUGAGGCUCUCUUUGGGGAUGGCAGAAUGAGAGGAAUGCUCUUAAUUCUGCUCUACGUCUCCCACUCUUCUGCCAGAUGUGGCAUCCAGAACACGGCCAUUAUGGAAACUUCCGAAGAGGGCCUGGUCAGAAGCAAGGAGUUCCCGUGGGUGGUGUCACUGCAGGAUUCCCAGUACACCCACCUGGCUUUCGGCAGCAUCCUCAGUGAGUUCUGGAUCCUCAGCAUCGCAUCUGCCUUUCAGAACAGGAAAGACGCCAUCGCUAUAGUUGGGAUAGCCAAGAUGGAUGCCAAAGUGGUUUCUCACGAAGAGUACCCCAUCAACAUUAUCCUUCUCCAUGAGGAAUUUGAAAACCACACAAUGAGCAAUAAUAUAGCUCUCUUGAAGACUGACACUGCGAUGCAGUUUGAUGACCUGGUCCAGCCUAUUUGUUUCCUCAACAAAAAGCUGCUUAUGCAACAAGUCCUGCGAAAUUGCUGGGUGGCAGGAUGGAAUCCCACAUCUGCAACAGGAAAUCACAUGACGAUGAGUAUCCUAAGGAAAAUCUCCGUGAAAGACGUAGACCUGUGUCCCUUACACAGAAUCCAGAAAUCAGGAUGUGGCAAUCACAUACAGCAAGAAACUGAUGCUGUCUGUUUGGGAGAUGCAGGAAACCCAAUGAUGUGCCAGCUACCACAACUGAAUCUGUGGAUGCUGAAAGGAAUUCUUACCCACGGUGGCCAGAAAUGCCCCGGUAUCUUUCUGUACGUCAGGGUGGAAGACUACAGCGAGUGGAUCGUGUCUAAGACUAAGACAUCCAACCCUCUCCUGUCUUCCUUCCACCACUGGGACAAUCUGAUUCCUCUCUCCAGCUACUCACCACAAGUCGCUGUGACACAGAAGAGAAAUUCUGGGCUGAGCCAGGUUGGAAAGUUCCAAACAAACCUCCAAGGACAAAAAAGGGCCACCAAACACUUAUGGCCAGCAAAUGACUCUAGAAUGAAUCUAGACUUUAGGGAAAACAAUGGAAAGGAAUCAAGCAGGGCUUCUGAGGUGGCCAUACAACCUAUGUACUAUGAUUACUAUGGUGGGGAUGUUGGGGAUGGCGGGUCUAUGUCAGGUCAGAACAGCUUACAUCAGCCCCCAGAAAUCAUCUUAUUUUUCUUUGUGCUUGUUUUCUUUUGCAGAGGUAUCUAGUCUAGGAACUAACUCUCAGACUGAAGAGUAAGCUCAGAAUGCUGAGUGCCAGCCACUCACCACGCUGUUUUUUUUUUCUUUUUUUGGUGUCUGUUUUUGAUAGUUGUACACCUGGGCUGCUACGGACAGGCCCACAACACAUACUGGGCUGGCUCUCCCUCCUGUCCCACUCCUGCAUGUGGGAAGGCCACUUUCAUUUGUGCUUGUGAACUAAAUAUGGGCUGGCAAGUGUCAAACCAUUAGAGUACCCUGUGGUUCUUUCCGUGUUAAUGGCUCUAGGGGCUAGACUUCACAAAACAAUGUUCCCCUUGGGCAGAUGUGGCCUGGGAGGUGACUGUCAGCCUGGCUGGAGAGUCAGAGACACUGGUCAACACAAAGAACAGUGAGAGAAUCCCUUGACUAGGAAGGAGCUAAUUACUUUAAUAGAUCAUUUUUUGGUCUGCAGCCAUGACCUC